Messenger RNA from Thamnophis elegans (Western terrestrial garter snake), 4251 nucleotides. RefSeq names its product grainyhead like transcription factor 2 (gene GRHL2). Gene Ontology annotation, biological process: neural tube development; brain development; regulation of transcription by RNA polymerase II. Bases 1 to 1863 code for a protein of 620 amino acids. The transcript has 16 exons. Gene Ontology annotation, cellular component: nucleus. The record is from RefSeq and is a predicted model, not a curated record. Gene Ontology annotation, molecular function: DNA-binding transcription activator activity, RNA polymerase II-specific; RNA polymerase II cis-regulatory region sequence-specific DNA binding. Lineage: Eukaryota; Metazoa; Chordata; Lepidosauria; Squamata; Natricidae.
AUGAGCAUGAGUAAAAACCGGCUUGUGACUAUAGUGCCAAGCGAUGCCCCCUUUAAUACCAGAAGAGCUUACACAAGUGAAGAUGAAGCUUGGAAAUCUUAUCUGGAAAACCCCUUAACAGCAGCUACUAAAGCUAUGAUGAGCAUCAACGGAGACGAGGACAGUGCUGCUGCUCUGGGAUUAUUAUAUGACUAUUAUAAGGUUCCAAGAGAUAGAAGAUUAUUGCCUGUUAACAAAGUGAGUGAUAAUCAAGAAGACCAGGAGAAAAGAAACUGCCUUCCCACUAGCGAAACGCAAAGUAACUUGAGCAGCAAUGGUGAAAACAGAGUGCAGGUUUUGAAAACGGUGCCAGUAAAUCUCUCCGUCAAUCAAGAGCAGUUGGACACUUCCAAAAGGGAGCAGUUCAAUUCAAAUGUAUCAGGAAGCCCAUCCUCCAUUUCUGUGACUGGAGUGAUGGUGGUGAAAGCAGAGGAAUAUACCCCAGUUUACAUGACUCCUUCAGUGCAUUAUGCCAGGGGAGAAAAUGAAGAACAUCGGGGGGUCAUAUUUGAACAUCCGCAUUAUGAAGUGCCCAGCAUCACAGCCCAUUCAACCUAUAUGAAAGACGAUCAACGCAGCACUCCAGAUAGUACUUACAGUGAUACCUUUAAAGAUGAGGGAACAGAGAAAUUUCGCAGUAGUUCUGUAGGUCCCGAGGAAUAUAUUUAUGAACAAACAGCCAAUAACACAUUUCGAUAUACUUUGGAAGCUACCAAAUCCCUCCGCCAAAAACAAGGAGAAGGACCAAUGACUUACUUAAACAAAGGGCAGUUUUAUGCCAUAACACUGAGUGAAGCUGGGGACAACAAAUGCUUCAGAUAUCCAAUCAGCAAAGUCCGGAGUGUGAUCAUGGUUGUAUUCAGUGAAGAUAAAAACCGGGAUGAGCAGUUGAAGCACUGGAAAUAUUGGCAUUCACGACAGCACACAGCUAAACAGAGGGUCUUGGACAUUGCUGAUUAUAAGGAAAGCUUCAACACCAUUGGAAAUAUUGAAGAAAUUGCCUAUAAUGCUGUUUCAUUCACUUGGGAUGUUAAUGAAGAGGCAAAGAUUUUCAUCACAGUGAACUGCCUAAGCACAGAUUUCUCUUCUCAAAAAGGAGUCAAGGGUCUUCCUUUGAUGAUUCAGAUCGACACAUACAGUUACAACAAUCGCAGCAAUAAGCCCAUUCAUCGGGCCUUCUGCCAAAUCAAGGUUUUUUGUGACAAGGGAGCCGAAAGGAAAAUCCGGGAUGAAGAAAGAAAGCAAAACAGAAAGAAAUCGAAAGGCCAAGUUUCUCAGGCAACUUGCCCUAAUGCAGAAGGGAAGAUGACUCCUGUGCCUCUCCAAAAGAAGAAUGACAUCACCUAUUUCAAAACUAUGGCUGACCUGGAGUCCCAGCCUGUUCUUUUCAUACCAGAUGUUCAUUUUGGCAAUCUCCAAAGAGCUGGGCAGGUUUAUUAUAACAACGAUGAUGAACGAGAAGGUGGCAGUAUUCUAGCUAAACGGAUAUUCCGCACAGUUGAAGAGGACCUUGUUCCACCACCAUUGAAACAAAUAAAAGAAGAAGGAACAAAAAAAGUUCUGCUGUAUGUGAGGAAAGAAGCAGAUGAAGUGUUUGAUGCUUUGAUGUUAAAAUCACCCACAGUAAAAGGGCUUAUGGAUGCAAUUUCUGAGAAAUAUGGCCUUCCAGCUGAGAAGAUUACAAAGCUUUAUAAAAAAAGCAAAAAAGGGAUUCUGGUAAAUAUGGAUGAUAACAUCAUUGAACAUUAUUCCAAUGAAGACACUUUCAUCCUAAACAUGGAGAACAUAAUGGAGGGUUUCAAGGUCACGUUGACAGAAAUCUAGUUUACACCGGCAUAGACCUUGUGAAGUGAAAACGUUUUGCCAUCAAGGAAGAAAUGAUAAUAAAACCCUGAUUUCAUUGAUAACGGAGAAGAAAGGUUGUUGCAAAACUAAAUUGGAAACAACCACAUUUUUUUUUGCCACUGGAAGCCAAUUUGGCAAUUACUGACGAGUCUGUUCAAAAGAACAUUUCUUCACAAAGUUCAUUAUUUAUUGCUCCUCACUCUGCAAUAUGUAAAUAAUCAGUGGACCCUAGACUUCACAAUCUUGAUGUUGCAAAGGUAUAACAGAGACUUUAAAUAAAAACAACAAAAAUAGUUAAGACAAGGAAAAUAACAAGUUGAAAAAUAAUGUUAGUUCCACUGGGACUUAAUCACUGAAAUUUCACCUUCUAAAUGAAUUGCUAGAAAACCUGAUAAGCGUUAACAAUGUGCAAAGUGCCUCGUGAUCUUUGCACACCUACUGUAUACCAAACUUCUAGUGUUGGUAUCACAUAGCUUAGCCAUAUCCCUCCCUUUGCAGGUCAACUGAGGGCUUUUAAGAUUUUCAGAUGGCAUGUACUUUGUAAGUAAAACACCAUCCAUUUUAACUUCUGUAUAUAUGUGUUUAUAAUAUGUAAUAAUAUAUUUUCCUAUCAGUGUGGAUGUGUUUACUGCCACUCUAUUCUGUGUUUGGAUAAGAAGUUGGCAGAAUUCCUGUCCAAAGACCAAAGUUCUCUCACCAGCUAUUGAUUCUUCAGGGUUUUUGAUACCUUUUGUUCAAAGCUUAUCCAGGUGCCACAUUAUAAAGUUAAAACUCCUUAUUGUCACAACUAAGAUUAUUCUAUACCAGCUUCUCAGGUCUUUCAAAGAGAUGCUUUCUGUUAUUUUUAGACUUCCAUUAAGUCAGUCAUUUACAGAGUAGAACUGAAGGCCGUUUGGAGUGCAGCAGCUUGAGAGAGUCAGGCUUAUUCAAUUAUGCUGCAGUCUUCCAGUGCCUGAAAUACUUUUCCUAUCUCUUUAUCUAUCUCUCUAUCUCUCCCUCUCUCGUUUUGUUUUUUAAAUCUUCUGUGAUAUGCAUUCUUAAUGAAUGGCCGUUCACUUCUGCAAUGCAUCGUGCAAGAUGUCAUAAAAGUGACAUUUCUAUAUCAUUCCCACCAACGGCUGCUUCCCAUUUUUACCCAACCUUUUCUAAACACAUGUUUUUCCAUUCAAGUUACCUCUGUAAGUUCCUGGCAACAUGGAAUCAGUGUGAGUUUAGCAAGGUAUUUUAUUUUUUGCUUUUAUUUUAGGGAAAUUAUGUGCUUUAUAAAACAACAGACGCAUAAAAUUGGAAGGAAAGUUUGGAAUUGUGUAGUAGAGAAGUCCAAUCCCCUGAACAUGUCAUAUGUUGGAGGAUGUAAAUACAGGUGGUCCUUGCCUAAUGACCAAUUGUUUAGUGACCCAUUCAAAGUUAUGACUGAUCUCAUUAGAGGUCCUGGUUCUGGAGUUCUGCUGGAAGGACACACACACACACACCAAACCUGCAUUUACAACUAUAUGCAGGCACAUGAUUACAAUGUUCAGUAUUUUUUGCCAGUUUCUGGCAUUUACUUCUGGUUUCCAUAAAAAAGCACACAAUAAGAAAAAUGGGUUCAUUUAACAACCACUGCAAAGAAAAUGUAUAAAAUUGGGCAUGGUCCCAUGGUGAACCACAAAACCUAGUUGUAAUUCUGGGCUUGAAUACAGUUGUAUGUUUACAGUUGUAGAAGAUGUAAAUACCCAGUAUGUAUGUCUAGCAGAGGAGAACCUAUCAUCUGUGCAUCGGCCUCUUUCAUGUUCAAAGCAUCUCUUAAUGUUCAAUUGGUUCUCAUGCUUCCUUCAGGAGUAGCAGAGAAUCGCAGUGCCCAACAGCUUUCUAUAUAUAUGGAGAUGGCUACUUUAUAAAGGGUUGGACUUAGAUUUCUAAAUACCUUGCACAAACCCAGAGGGUUUUUCCCCCACUCUUUCACUUCUUGAAGAAAUCAAGCCAUACCCAUGAUUAGGGCCAGAAAUGAAUUCAAUUGAUUUGCAUUUUAGCCGAACUGACAUUUAGCUACUGAUUAAAAUACACUUUUCUGACUUUUGUAGUUCAUAGAUGUGUAGCAUGCAUUUCUUCAUGAAAUUGUGUACAAAAAUUACAGAACAGAUUUGAUCUAGUGCAGGGGUGUCAAACUCACAUCGUCACAGCAUCGUCAUGUGACAUAUCAUGACUUGCCCCCCUUCACUAAACCAGUUGUGGGUGUGGCCAGUAGAUGACACACCCAGCUGUGGGCUGUGAGUUUGGCACCUCUAAUCUAGUGGUUAAGCAGGCUCGAAACCAUGAAUUCUACUCCCCUUCCUUGGCCAUGAAAGCCAGGUGGGGGAUUGGCUAGUCAUUCUUUCUCAGCCCAAC